CUAUGUUUUUGUUCUAAAUAUAGGAAUCGGUGAGAAUAAAUGUUGCUUUCAGGCCUUGAUAUGGAUAUUUGUAAGAUGACGGAUCGGGAUGAUGGAGCUCAUGUAGAGAUUGUGAGUGAAGGGGCUGCUGGUCGAGAAAAGAAUGAGAACAUGGACGAUGAUGAAGGGCGCGAGAUGGAUGUGGAAAGACCCGGUGCUCCUAGAGCAGAAAGACCACUCGCGUUCAGUAUCGAUCGGAUACUUGGUCUCCCUGGUUAUACAUUCCAAAACAAUAACCCACUUCAUCGUAACUAUUCAUCUCUUCGUAUCGGUACCACCUCCGAUAAUGUAGCCCGACGGCCGCCCGAGACCGUCCCGAGUGCUAACAGCGGUAGAGGCGGGAGCAGGGGCUCGGGAUCGUUGACCCAUUCGACGACGUCUGCUAUACCUUCGUCUAUGGUUCUAGAAUCUGAGGGAAUGAAUAGCGUUAGUGUUUCUCAUUCUUCCGGGACCCUAAUACGAGUCCCUGCUCAUCGUCCAAUCCCACUGACCCCAAGGACAUAUUUUCCAUGGAUGGAGACAAGACGAUUCCCUCGAGACAGGUUAUCAGUGGUACCGCGUCGGAUCGGGCACCCUUACCAGAAUCGAACGCCGUCCAAACGCAAAAAGCCGCGGACUUCAUUCACUCGGCUCCAGAUCUGCGAGCUGGAGAAAAGAUUUCACCGGCAGAAGUACCUCGCCUCCGCCGAACGAGCCAGCCUUGCUCUAUCCCUCAAAAUGACAGAUGCUCAGGUGAAAACAUGGUUUCAAAACAGGCGCACUAAAUGGAGGCGACAAACAGCAGAAGAGCGUGAAGCUGAGAGACAGGCUGCAGCUCGUUUUAUGUUUUCCCUUCAACAUGAAAUGAUGAUGAAGAACAUGCAAGACCCACCACCACCAGACCCAUUGUGUGCACAUAACGCGUCUCUGAAUGCCCUUCAGAAUUUACAACCUUGGUUGUCGAAUGUCCACGGAGGAAAAGUCGCGAGUAGUUCGUCAAGCACCUCUGAGACAUCUGCUUCAGCCCAGGGAGCGCCCUCAACCUGCUCAGCAUCAGCUAGUGCAGGAGCCCCGAUGCUCUCUUCAUCAACUAGCUCAUCUGGCUCUGUGAAUAGCAUACCUGCUCGAUAUUCUCAAGAAAGCUCAUCCGAUGAUGAAAGGCCGUCAAGAGUAACUGAUAAAUCCCUCCCUCGAGAAUCCUUAAAAGCAUCCAAUAAAAGCCGCUCCUGCGAUUUAGACCUCUGUACCUCUCCUCGAGAUGUCCCAUCUAGCAGUCAUGUGGAUGAGAGUGCUGAAACUCUCUCCGAUAACGGAUCAGGGAUCGAAGAUUGCUGCGAUGAAAGUCCGCUGAUGUAUGGCACGGACUGAACAACGUCCGGACUCAAGAACUUUGUUGUAGGGUUUAUCUCCGUGUCAAGAACUGUAUUGUUCAAAUGACAAACAAAAAACUUCAGAGUCACUUGGUGAUCUUUUCCAUCUAGCCAAUAUCUAAUUGGAGUAGAUUACCCGCCCCAUACCGUAAAAAAAGAAAUUACGGUUUCUACGAGUUGUCUGAUCUAUUCCAUCU
This is a messenger RNA of Lytechinus variegatus (green sea urchin), 1585 nucleotides long. Its product is annotated as T-cell leukemia homeobox protein 3-like. Gene Ontology annotation, biological process: regulation of transcription by RNA polymerase II; animal organ development. Gene Ontology annotation, cellular component: nucleus. NCBI's taxonomy places the organism in Eukaryota, Metazoa, Echinodermata, Echinoidea, Temnopleuroida, Toxopneustidae. Bases 40 to 1386 code for a protein of 448 amino acids. The transcript has 3 exons. Gene Ontology annotation, molecular function: RNA polymerase II cis-regulatory region sequence-specific DNA binding; DNA-binding transcription factor activity, RNA polymerase II-specific. The record is from RefSeq and is a predicted model, not a curated record.